This is a messenger RNA of Paramecium pentaurelia, 1090 nucleotides long. The record is from the annotation of a GenBank genome assembly. NCBI's taxonomy places the organism in Eukaryota, Ciliophora, Oligohymenophorea, Peniculida, Parameciidae.
AUGAUAAUAAUUUAUUUGAUAUACUUAAAAUUGUAAGAGAACUUAUUAAUAUAUAAUUUAAUUUUCAAACAAAAGAAAUAAUUACUAUUUGUUUUAAUAAAUGUAUAUUGUUUAAAAUUGAUUUGCCUCACAAGGUUUUCAAUUAGAUGCGAAAGCUAUUUAAGAAGUUUAACCAACAGGAGAGUAGGAUGCUUUAAUCAAGUAAUGUCAAUAAAAUUAUGCAAAAACAUAUAAAAUUAUCGAAUAAGAAAUUCUUAAAUUAUUUAAUAAUUAGCUAUCCCAAGAUAGAUAUUGUCCUACAUAAGAAGUUUCAUAAAUAAUAUAUUAAAAACAUAUAAAAAUUUUAUAUUUCAAAUUGAUGAAACUAGCAACAACUCAAAAUUAGAUUUUGAUAAGAUUUUCAGUCCAUUAAUUAUGUUGAAUUCCAAUUAAUUUCUACUGACAAUCCUAAUUGAUUAACAUUAACGAAAGAAUUCCUUUAUGAUUGAAUUAUGUUAUUUAUUAAACAAAAAAAAACAAUACUUUUNUAUACAAAUAACCAGUUAAUUAGCAAUAAUAAGUCAGAUGUAAAUCUAGAUUAGAUUAACGAAGUGAAUCAGUUUCUAAAAAAAUUGCCUAAACCUAAUAUUUCAACACUUAAGAUAUUAUAAGAAUUUAAAGGCAAACUGACAUCAGCGAUAUUUACGGGUAUCUAAUCCUAAAUAUAUAAAUAGAUAACCUCAUUCGAUCUAAUAAAAUUCUAAGCCUAAGUUAGGUGUUAAGAAAUCGAAAACUCCAGAUCUCAAAAAUUAUUAAAUGGUUCACUCAAGAAGUCUAUCUUAGAAUAAAAACAUUUCUGUUUCAAGAAGCAGUAGCAAGGCUAAAACACGAGGUAGCCCAUAUCACUCUGAAGGAAAGGUCUUAAUCAGUCAACCAGAUAUGAAUGGCUCUUUCUCAAAGAGUUUCUAUAAUUUUAAUAAUUUGAGUAAAUAUUAUUCAUAUUUUCAUAGUCAACUCUAAUUAACCUUUGUAUGCAAAAAUUUUAUCUAAGCAUUAAAAUUUUGUUAAAUUCAAUUAAAAAAAAUUACGCUCUGAAUCAUUAAAGAAAUGA